GCGUGCGGGCGGUGCAGUCCUCGGCCGGGCGCCAGGUCCGCGGCGGUGCGGUGCGGUGCGCCUCGGGAUCCUCGCCCGGGAGGGCCUCCGUGAGUCACCGCUUGAGUUGUCGCAAUCGCCACCCAGCGGAAAUCGGACCGGGGGUGGAGCCCGUUCCCCGCCGCGCUCGCCCCCAGAGGUGAGUGCCCGGAGACGGCGGCGUUGACUCCUGGGAGCCGGGCUCCGCGCGGCUGCUCCUGGCGUUGCCCUCGGACUGCCUGCCGACAGGGACGGCCAUCGCGCUCGGACCUCCUCCGUGGAGCCCAGUCGGGGUGCGCCGAGCCAUGGAUGGCGCGGAGCUGGCCGGGCAGAUCCUUUACACCUGGCUGACUCUGGUGCUCGGCCUCAUACUCCUGCCUUCGGCCUUUGGCGUGUCUUUGGGUAUCUCUGAGAUCUACAUGAAGAUCCUGGUGAAAACUUUAGAGUGGGCCACAUUACGAAUUGAAACAGGAGUUGCAAAGCAAUCAAUCCUUAAAAACUCAGCUUCUGUCGGUAUUAUCCAAAGAGAUGAGUCACCCAUGGAAAAAGGGCUGUCUGGUCUGCGAGGAAGGGACUUUGAGCUGUCUGACGUGUUUUAUUUCUCCAAGAAGGGGUUGGAAGCCAUUGUGGAAGACGAAGUGACCCAGAGGUUCUCCUCAGAGGAGCUAGUGUCAUGGAAUCUCCUCACAAGGACCAAUGUAAAUUUCCAGUACAUCAGUCCGCGGCUCACCAUGGUGUGGGUGCUGGGCGUCAUUGUGCGCUACUGUGUUCUGCUGCCUCUGAGGCUUACCUUGGCUUUCAUUGGGAUCAGUUUGUUUGUUAUAGGAACCACCCUGGUUGGACAGCUGCCAAGAAGCAGCCUCAAAAACCUGCUGAGUGAAGUGGUCCACCUGACUUGCUGCCGCAUCUGUGUCCGUGCCCUCUCCGGAUCCAUUCGCUAUCAUAACAGGCAGUACAGGCCCCAGAAGGGAGGCAUUUGUGUUGCCAACCAUACAUCCCCAAUCGAUGUUUUGAUCUUGACCACGGAUGGGUGCUAUACUAUGGUUGGCCAGGUUCAUGGUGGAUUGAUGGGAAUUAUUCAGAGAGCCAUGGUCAAGGCUUGUCCACAUGUCUGGUUUGAACGCUCAGAAAUGAAGGAUCGUCACCUGGUUAUUAAGAGACUAAAAGAACAUAUUGCUCAUAAGAAAGAAUUACCCAUAUUAAUCUUUCCUGAAGGAACUUGUAUCAACAAUACUUCAGUUAUGAUGUUUAAAAAAGGAAGCUUUGAAAUUGGAGGAACCAUCCAUCCAGUUGCCAUUAAGUAUAAUCCUCAGUUUGGUGAUGCGUUUUGGAACAGUAGUAAAUACAACAUGGUGAGCUACCUGCUUCGAGUGAUGACCAGCUGGGCCAUCGUCUGUGACGUGUGGUACAUGCCCUCCAUGACAAGAGAGGAAGGGGAAGAUGCAGUCCAGUUCGCUAACAGGGUUAAGUCUGCUAUUGCUGUGCAAGGAGGGUUGACCGAGCUUCCUUGGCAGCCUAGACUGGUACAAGAGCUCAUUUUGUAUUGAUCUACCAUCCUCAGUGUUGUCCAGGACGGCUCUGCCCAGGAUGGAGGGCUGAAGAGAGCCAAGGUGAAGGACACCUUUAAGGAAGAGCAGCAGAAGAAUUACAGCAAAAUGAUUGUGGGCAAUGGAACUCUCAAGUCGGAAUUGAACUGAAUGCCAUGCAGGCUUUCCAGAGCUAGUCCUUAGAAAUGGAACGGGGUGGAGUUUUUUUGUUUUUUCUUUUGACAGGAGAAGAAGGAAGUGCGUUGUUUUGUUUUACUUUUUUUUUUUAAUUGUUAACCUUUUCUACAGGAUGGUUGUCUCUACCUCCUCUUGCCAGAGGCGGAACCUACGGUGCCAUUUUUGGCUUUUGUUGUUAAAGCAUUAGCCGCAUGAACUGUAAAGUCGUGUGCUGAGUUUGAACUGAUUCUGCCUUUUGUGAAAUGACUGUGGCCUUGUGGAUUGAAUGAAAUAUUUGUACUGGAAAAAGCUCUUCUAAAACACUUUGGGAAUUCAUUGUGUUUGGAACUCAUUGAGAGGGCAGUUCUCAAGAAAAUACCCCACACUUUGUUCAUGAUUCAUUUUCACACGCCCUUCCCUUCCCACUUUCCUUACUUAAACAAGGAUUCCACAUUAGGUUCUAAUGGCUGUCAUGGUUUUGUUCUACUACAAGAUUGAAAAGAAAAAUGGAAGACAGUCUUUAGGAGAAAGGACAGCUUUGUGGCCCCUUGAUCUGAAAGUUGAAAGGAAAUUAAAUAUCUUUUACUGGCGUGUUAGAGGAGACAUCCCAUUUGGUGAACUUUACCAAAGAAAAGUGAAUCUACGUUACAGUGAGCGCAUAUUUAUAUGUAGGUGACUUUCAAACAGACCUAUGUUAGCCAGCAACCGAUGAUAAAGCUUUUAGUUUUCCAUGUUUCUAUAGUAAAGGUCUCUACCUGAUGCCUCUCGCAUCUACCGAUUUGUUUGAUCCAUAUCACCAAACACAUUUCAAAGAGGAAGAGCCUCUGACAACCAUCACCAAUCACAUUGAGUGUCUUCCGCAGAGGUUGGGGUGUGGUGAGUGAAGUGUUUGGCGCUGUUCCUCCCCCAUCACCCCUUUGUCCUUUAUUUCAGAACUUUCCCAUUUUCUUAAACAUGAAAAUAAGUGGUAAAAUUACCUUUUGGAAUCUGAGCCUUAAAUCUUUUGAAGGGGAAAAUCAGUGUUUCCCGACUGUGCAGCCUAAGCAAUGUUGAUAGCAAUAUAGUGCCAUCAGAGUGUUAUUUCUCUUCUGGGAACCAUGUACAAAACGUGACACUGUCUUACGGUGAAUAUAAAUAAAUUCUAUAUUUCUAAA
Messenger RNA from Dama dama (fallow deer), 2875 nucleotides. It is a transcript of the gene GPAT3, whose product is annotated as glycerol-3-phosphate acyltransferase 3. Gene Ontology annotation, biological process: triglyceride biosynthetic process. The transcript is spliced from 14 exons. Lineage: Eukaryota; Metazoa; Chordata; Mammalia; Artiodactyla; Cervidae. The record is from RefSeq and is a predicted model, not a curated record. Gene Ontology annotation, molecular function: glycerol-3-phosphate O-acyltransferase activity. Gene Ontology annotation, cellular component: endoplasmic reticulum. Bases 324 to 1565 code for a protein of 413 amino acids.